UCUGAAAAGGAGAGAAGACAAAUCGAUUGUUUAAAUAAAAGAGCUAGGUAAAUACGAGUUGUUCCAGUUUGACAAUGAAGACGCUUUGCUCUGCUGUCGUUCUUUUGUUCCUUCAUCAGGUUUACUUCGCAUCGGCUAUUGCGAUGCAAAUGGGCCACACGUCUAGUUGGAUGCAUUUUGGUACUGGACACGAGGAGGUUUUCAUAGACGGGCAAAUGCGUCUAGCUGCUGUAUGUAACGACAGUCACGAGACACAAAAUGGUGAGUGUUGCUCGAUAUCUGACUACAUUCCGAUUAAUCCAACAAAGGGUUAUAAAUUCAGCAUAUACAUCAAAUCGACGGCAUCUGGCAUGGUAAACUCAUUUGGUUUCUACGUUUACAAUAAGAACAAAGAAAGAAUAUUGAAUCCUAACUUGAAUGAUCCAUAUUUCAAAAACAGUAAUAACGAUUCAAAUGUGUGGACCAAACUGACGGGCUACAUUCUUCCUCUCUACAUGUCUGACUCAAACCGUGACAGCCAACCGGAUUCUCAGUUUGACGAGACAAACGGAGUAGAUUGGAAGUGGCCACGUAAUGCUAAAUAUGUUGCCUUACGAUUUGGAUCGUGUGGUAGUGACAAUCAAGCCUCAAAAACGGGCAUCGGUCGUAGGAAUGUUGAAAUUCCUCCUCAUCAGCCAACGGCUGAUUUGAAAGAUAUGGAGGGUACAGAGAGUAAUGAUCUUGGCGCUACUGGUACUAAUCAAGAGCUGUUCGACGGUGCUAAAAAUACUGACACGCCGGAGAGUGUUAUGUCAGUUGCUUCACUUUCUACUGCAGCUACUACGGCAGCUCCUGAAGCUCCUACUGUAGCUUCUACCAAAGAUCCUGCUGCAGCUCCUACUGCAGCUCAUACUGCAGCUCAUACUGCAGCUCAUACUGCAGCUCAUACUGCAGAUCCUGCUGCAGCUCCUACUGCAGAUCCUGCUGCAGCUCCUACUGCAGCUCAUACUGCAGCUCAUACUGCAGAUCCUGCUGCAGCUCCUACUGCAGCUCAUACUGCAGCUUCUACCGAAGACCCUACUGCAACUCCUACUGCAGAUUCUACGGUGGCUUCUGCGGCAGUUCCUACUGUAGCUCCUACGGUAGCUCUUACUACAUCUCCUACUGCAUCUUCUACUGCGCCUUCUACUGCAACAUCUACUUUACCUCCUACUGCACCUCCUACUGCACCUCCUACUGCACCUCCUGCUGCACCUCCUACGGCACCUCCUACGGCACCUCCUACGGCACCUCCUACUGCAUCUGGUGAACCAACUGUAGGUAAGACGUGGUACUGGAAUUUAAGCUUUCGCGAGUUUGAGACUCCACUGCGUCCUGAACAUAUUGGUGUCUGGACCUUUGACGUAUCUGACUUCCGUGAAUGGGAAUCGAAAGCAAACUACAUUGGAAAAGGCUAUGUAAACGCACAUGAUAUACAUACUCCUAUAGACAAGAUGGUUGAGCAAGGUAAAAAAGACUGUUAUUAUCCGUGGGGAAUUACACAUCGUUUUGAGAUUGAUUCAAACAAAUCAUAUGAGUUCAGCAUUUGGCUUUUGAGCACACAAAUUGACAUUCACAACUUUCUUGGUUUUCGAGCGUAUGACAAAGACGAAAACCUUUUGACCUUCUCAUUACUUCCAAGUGACUAUAAGCAGUAUUAUUCCCACGUCACAGACAAACCAUAUUUCAAAAGAAGCAACAAUGAUGUAACAAAGUGGACAAGAUGGAAUGGAUUUGUACUCCCAGACGGAGCUGAUAACAUUCCUCGCUACUUUAGUAAAGGACGAACCUGGAUGUGGCCACGAGGUGCCAAGUAUGCGCAGUUGAGAUAUGGCACUUGCUAUGGUGACGGAGACAACCAAGGAAUCACCUAUUUCGCUCUUCCUCAAGUAGUGCAGACUGAUUUCCAGCCAUAGAUGAAGACGAUAGACCUAAGUCAUGUCUUUCAGACGAAAUGUUGCCAGUAAGAAGUAGUUGUUAGAGCGUUGGCACUGCUUGUCAAUGAGGACAUUCCUAAAACAUAAUUAUUAGAAGACUUUCAUUUGAUUGCACUACUAGCUGCAUGUGGCUUGACGGUCGAAAUGUAGUAAGUUUUGAAACCUACAACGAUUCUAGCUAGAGUCGUGUCUUCAUGUGACAUUGCUGUCUGUUCAAGUAAUUUGUUAGUAAUAAGAUUAGAUUAUUUAAUUA
Molecule: messenger RNA, 2208 nt
Organism: Corticium candelabrum
Lineage: Eukaryota; Metazoa; Porifera; Homoscleromorpha; Homosclerophorida; Plakinidae
Exons: 6
Coding region: 75-1934 (619 amino acids)
Source: RefSeq, a predicted model, not a curated record